AUGUCCGACCCUUUUCCCCUACUUCCUCCUCUAGAUUAUCCACCUGAUUCAGAAAGCUAUGAGCUACCACCUAUAUUCCCCGCAUUUUCUGUUCCUAGACUGGCAGACAAGCCUCAAGAUCCUAUCAUGGACACCUUGAGAUUCACUCAGAGCGCUCAGAGGCAUUUGGCAGAUCCUCAGCUUCUGCCCCCUGAGGUCAUAGCUUUGACAGAUCUAUGGCUUUCUGACUCUGAUAAAUCUCAUAACAUCUGGGCCCACGCGGCAGCGGCAAGCUCAACAAACCAGAGCUACAUCAAAUCAUGGGAUUCUCUUCGCGCUUCAUUUGUUCAAUUAGCAUCCCCGGGACCUUUCUUGUCAGAUCAGAGCAACCGCGUAUUCUCAUCCGCACGUUAUCACGUCAACCCUCGCAUUCAUGAUACACAGACGUACAUAAUUCACGCAACUGUGUCGGAGGUAUUGAAGUCUAUCAAAAUGAUUUUGAUUGGGACUUCCUCUCCCUUGUAUGCGUGGGACUCCCCAUCUGAGAUGUUUAUCCUGACCAGUGGCGAGCCCGGGAAGCAGGGUGUCCUGGUCAUUGAUGGCAAGGAUGAUAUUAUCAGUGAAAGUUUUAUGCGUCGAUUUCUGUCUAUUGGGACUCUUCUACGGCGCCUAGAGCUAUUCACAGAUACAAUUCGACGGCAGUCCACUACAAUCGCUCCCACAGUCCACGCGUUCAUACACGCGUUGUCCUCUUGUGUCGAGUAUACACGACUAGGUCUAGCCGACUUUCCCGACAAUACCGGCGAUUCAAUGCACGACUUGGACACGCCAGCAGCCACAUGGAUGCAUCACGAUGAGUAUGAACAGAUCUUGGCUGCGCUUGCGUCUUUGUGUCGACGGGACAUGGACAUAUACCCUCCGAACUACAGGGAUCUUCCAACUUCCGCCGAAACGAUACUAUCCGAUAUCUACAUCGCCCUCGAAUCCCACAUUGAGCGCGGCUCCCCCCGACGUGUCGUCGCGAUGUUCGCCUACAUCCUGACAAUGACAUGCCAGGACUAUUACCGGUAUCUUAGCCGGUCCGUUGGUUACAGUCGCGAUUUUGUGGUCUUGAACGCUCACAAAUCGGCUACCUCGCAAGACCUCAAUUUAGACUUCGGGGUCAUAAAUGACGAUGAGCAAGAUGAUGAGCAGACAGAGACAGAUGAAAUCGACAUAGAAUUUCCUUGCUUUAUGGGCUCUGACGUAACAGAAGCCCUGAUACGAGCUAGGGAUUCUCUGAAAUUGCUUCGUGCAGCUCAGCCUGAACACCCGUUGCUCCAAGGUGUUUCUUCGUACCAAGAAAUAACUUGGUUCUGGACCGACAAGGACGUCCAGGCCGCCUGGACCCACCGAGAGCGGUGCGAACUUUCCACUGAUCACCAACAUCAGGAAGAAGACGGCGUUGUGAACCAACACGAGCCAGUGGCUUCUGACCAAGACGUGCUUUCACAGUUUCAAGUAUUCGACCUUGAGCCUGGCGCCCAUCUCGUUGCACCUUCGCCUUCAUCACAGCAUCCGAACCGUCAUCUGGAGCAAUUUAUUUCUACAUUUCCCAAGGGUUUGCCGACGAUAACGCCAACCCUCCCUCACCUGACUUCCUUGGUCAUCUCCCCUCUUCUCGAGCACUGUUACGCUCUUUCUGGUGCCUUGCUCAGCCUUUUCCUUUCACGCUCAUCAUAUCUGAACUUACAUGCUCAUCUCUCGCUCCUCCGCUCAUAUCUUCUUCUCACAUCUCCCAUAUUCAAGGCGCGUCUACAAGGCGCGUUAUUUUCGGAUGAGGACAAUUGGCGGUUCGAAGGGAGUGAGACGCGAGCACUUGCUAAAAAAUCUUCGAUGCAUAGGCUGAGGAGAGCCAAAACCCCUUCGGGAGACGGCCCCGAAAGUGGUUGGCAGCCUGAGGAAGGCACUGGGCCGUGGGCAGUUGGACUGGGACUGGGACUGGCGGAGAGAGACUCGUGGCCCCCUGGGGGUGCUGAUCUAGGCUUCUAUCUGAGGACAGUGAUCAUGGAUUCGUUGGAGUCGCUUCACGGUCUGGAGCGCUUUGACAACAAUGAACACACGGAGGAUAGCGACGAAAACAAGAGGAUCUUCGUAGAGGCAGAAUAUAGGCUUGGAUUCGCAAUUCGCGACCUUCCUGUUGGUACAGGUCGCGAGAGAUGGCUUAAUCCUUGCUCAAUCGAGUCUCUAGACUUCCUUUACAUGGAUUACAAGCCACCGCACCCCCUCGACGUCUUGCUAACGCCAGAUGUAUUGUCGAAGUAUCAACGUGUCUUCUCAUUCAUUCUGCGCCUCAUGCGCGUUCAAAGUGCAUCCAGCACUCUUUUCCGCAUGACCAGAAAAAUAUCCAAUCCGCUCUUCUCGACACUCUCAUCUGCGAACAAACUCCUCCUGCGCUUCCGCUUCAUGGCUCAAGCUUUCGUCGAAGCCCUAUCAUCCUACGUUUUUGACACGGCCAUCCGUGGUAACUUUGAUGCCUUCCUAGCACAACUCGAUGUUUCGCCCACAACCUCCGCUUCUGGGCGAUUCUCAGAUGUCUUCGUCUUGGCCGAUUUACACUCUUCUGUGCUUGACGAUAUACUGAGCGCCUGCCUGUUACGUUCCGGGCAGCGCGCCGCCGGAGACUUGCUGAGAGGAUGUCUAGAGUUGGUGCUCGACCUCUGCAUCCUGGCAGGGGAAUUACGGAGGGGCAGGAUCGAAGAGUACAAGGCUCAGCCAGUCUUGGAGGAUCUUUUCUCUUCGUAUACGGAGAAAAUGACGACCCUAGUGAAAGUACUGAAAAUGAUGAUCGACAAAGGAUCUUCGUCGUCUCAUCUACCCAUCGAAUUCGCUUACUUGCAAGGAGUGACGUCUGGUUCUCCCAUGGCAUCCGGCGGCACAGGCAGUUUGCACUACUUGCUUGCCAAGCUGGACGUCGGAGGAUGGAAAGGUGGCUAG
Messenger RNA from Heterobasidion irregulare TC 32-1, 2955 nucleotides. RefSeq lists its product as uncharacterized. The record is from RefSeq and is a predicted model, not a curated record. Gene Ontology annotation, molecular function: gamma-tubulin binding; microtubule minus-end binding. Gene Ontology annotation, biological process: mitotic cell cycle; cytoplasmic microtubule organization; meiotic cell cycle. Gene Ontology annotation, cellular component: centrosome; spindle pole; equatorial microtubule organizing center. Lineage: Eukaryota; Fungi; Basidiomycota; Agaricomycetes; Russulales; Bondarzewiaceae. Bases 1 to 2955 code for a protein of 984 amino acids. The transcript has 9 exons.